AUGACUAUCUAUAAGAUAAAAAAUUUAAGAUUUUACCCAAAAACCCUUUUGUAUUUUUACUUCGGUAAAAUAUUGUCUAGAAAUUACCAUGUUACAAUAGUUGGAGGAGGAAAUGAAGUAGGACAAAGCGUUGCUUUGUCGCUUCGAACUCAACCAUUAAUUAGUAAAUUAAUUGUUCAUGAUACAGUUAAACAUUUACCAGGAAUUGUAUUAGAUUUGUCUCAUAUACCUUCAAACUCUGCAAUCGAAGGUUAUGUUGGGAACGAUACUCUAGAAAGCGCGAUACAGAAUUCUGAUCUUAUUAUUGCAACUGGUGUCACAGAAAACCCCGGAUUGUCUGCAAAGGCCGCAUUCAAUUUGAAUAUUGAUUUUAUUAAGACAUUAGCAACAUGUGCUGCAAAAGUGACCCCUGUACCUUUAAUUGGAAUUGUAACUGAACCAAUAAAUAUUCUGGUUCCUAUGGCAGCUGAAGUGAUGAGAAACAACGGCGAAUAUGACCCAAGAAAACUAUUUGGAAUCACAGGCGCUGAUUUCUUAAAAGCAAAAGCUUUGUAUGCAACUGAAAAUAAUUUGAAACCAGAAAAUUGCACCGUACCUGUUAUAGGUGGUCAUUCAAAGGAAACAGUUAUUCCUUUAUUAUCUCAAGUAAAGCCCUCGUGUAAUUGGGAUCAAAAGAAAAUGGAAGAAUUUACAGUUAAAUUUCGUUCUCGUGAAGAACUUACUAGGAAUGUAAUGAAAGGUUGGUCGCCAAUAUUAUCUACUGUCUACAGUGUCUCGACGUUUGUUCAAGGAAUAUGUGAUGCUUUACAGAGUCGGCCAACCAUAUUACAUGCAUAUGUUGAAAAUAAUGAUUUUGGUACAUCCUAUUUCGCGGGUUUAUUAAAUGUGGAUCAAAACGGCGCUGGCGAAAUGCAAAGAUACUCUAAUUUAUCACAAUUUGAAUGUGAUUUGUUAGAACGUUGUAUUGAGCAAUUAAGAAAAGAUGUUGUUAAAGGUAAAAAAAUUUUGGAGUAUGCAUAA
Melitaea cinxia (Glanville fritillary) is the source of this 1020-nucleotide messenger RNA. RefSeq names its product malate dehydrogenase-like. Gene Ontology annotation, biological process: tricarboxylic acid cycle. Gene Ontology annotation, molecular function: L-malate dehydrogenase (NAD+) activity. The record is from RefSeq and is a predicted model, not a curated record. Bases 1 to 1020 code for a protein of 339 amino acids. The transcript has a single exon. Lineage: Eukaryota; Metazoa; Arthropoda; Insecta; Lepidoptera; Nymphalidae. Gene Ontology annotation, cellular component: mitochondrion; cytoplasm.